Messenger RNA from Suillus discolor, 192 nucleotides. RefSeq lists its product as uncharacterized. Gene Ontology annotation, molecular function: tRNA binding; ATP binding; serine-tRNA ligase activity. The annotation marks the transcript as partial. The transcript has a single exon. Gene Ontology annotation, cellular component: cytosol. The record is from RefSeq and is a predicted model, not a curated record. Gene Ontology annotation, biological process: seryl-tRNA aminoacylation. Lineage: Eukaryota; Fungi; Basidiomycota; Agaricomycetes; Boletales; Suillaceae.
AAAUGCGAUCUGGAGGCGUGGUUCCCAUUCCAAGGCGCAUACAAAGAGCUCCUUUCCUGCUCGAAUUGCAUGGAUGACAGGCGGUUAGAUAUCUGUCGUGGUCUCAAAGUGAAGGACCAGCAACAGAAGGUCCACAUCCACAUGCUGAACGUAUGUGCGCAUCACACGUCAAUUCUAGAGCCAUUCAAGUGA